AUGAUUUCCAUCAACUCUAACUUCUCCGAAAAUAAAGAAAAUUAUGACCCGGACAAUAGAAUAUUUUCACGUGCUGGCUCACCUGGAGGAAACAUUUGGCGACGACGACGACGAACAAAAGUUGUACAAACGCCUUCUCGACAAACUAAACGAAUUAAACGUGUUCCGUUGAUGGAAAUCUUUUUGAACGGUUCUCUUGAUGAG
This is a messenger RNA of Dentiscutata heterogama, 204 nucleotides long. NCBI's taxonomy places the organism in Eukaryota, Fungi, Glomeromycota, Glomeromycetes, Diversisporales, Gigasporaceae. The record is from the annotation of a GenBank genome assembly.